UAUAAUUUUAUGUUAGGCGAUAACCACUCAUACAUUGCAAUAAUCUGUUCCAAUUUUUUCAAUUAUUAAAUAUUUAAAUACUAGUACGUUUAGUAUCCUUGCAGGUUGCUUGACAAUAAGUAAUGUUUUUGUCAUAAUUUAACCAAAAUGAAUGGGCACAAGAAAUUUUUAUUUUUGCAUUCAUUUCAUAAUUUUCAGAAUCUAACAAAAAAUGUUGUGAAUAAAAAUACUUAUAAAUCUGCUUUCGAUAUUUAUAAGGAGGAACUUUCAAAUUAUUGCCUGUUAAGCUAUUUAGAAAAUUUGGAUAGUAUUUUAAAAAAUGUACUCAUUCCAAAAAGGAUUAUUGAAUUUACUGGUUAUUCUGAAUCCACUACUAUAAUAUGUUUACGUUUUUGCAUAUCAGUUCAGUUACCUAGAAAUUUGGGUGGAUUAGAAAAAGAGGCCUUUUAUAUAGACACAACUGAUCUCGCUUCCGACUUUACUAAAAAAUAUUUAGAUGUAGGCAAGUUUAAUGUUAAUUCUAUUUUGAAACAUAUAUAUUAUACAAAAGUUAAUAAUUUCACACAAUUAAUGGGAUGCAUUUUUGAAUUGGAAUUAUUUUUGCAGGGAAAAAAUGUUUCAUUGAUAGUUGUCAAUAGCAUUACAUUUGUUUUGAGAUGUUUAGAAGUUAGAGAAAGAUUUGAAGCUAUCAAUGAGUUUUUUAAACAAAUGUCAUAUUUGGCUGAUAAGUACAAUGUGAUUGUGAUUAUUACAAACUUUCCUACAACGAGAAUAAACAAAAAUGAAACAUACACUACAGCAUCUUUGGGUGACAGUUUUUAUCACCUAGUUAAUUCAAGAAUAUCUUUUACUAAAAUUGGUUCCAUUUUCAAGGCAAAAUUAGAAAAAAGUUUAUUACACAGUGAAUGUGAAGUUUCUUUUCAAAUUUAAUAAUGAAUUUUUUCAAAUCAGAACAACAAAUGUUCAAAUAAAUUAUUCUGAU
Diorhabda carinulata is the source of this 982-nucleotide messenger RNA. Its product is annotated as DNA repair protein RAD51 homolog 3. Gene Ontology annotation, cellular component: replication fork; Rad51C-XRCC3 complex; Rad51B-Rad51C-Rad51D-XRCC2 complex. Bases 148 to 930 code for a protein of 260 amino acids. Gene Ontology annotation, biological process: reciprocal meiotic recombination; meiotic DNA recombinase assembly. The transcript is spliced from 5 exons. Gene Ontology annotation, molecular function: four-way junction DNA binding; crossover junction DNA endonuclease activity. Lineage: Eukaryota; Metazoa; Arthropoda; Insecta; Coleoptera; Chrysomelidae. The record is from RefSeq and is a predicted model, not a curated record.